AUGAACUUAAAAAGAGACUCAAGUUGCAAAAGUAAACAAACCAAGGGGACCAUCUUGUAUUUAGGCAACCGAAAACUCUCUACGCUCCAUUGCUCCAAUAUAAAUGAUCCCACGUACGAUAAAAAAAAAACCCAUUACGAGAAUCAGAGCACGCAAUAUAAAAACAACGGGACUUCGAUAUUACCCACUUAUCACCGCAGUGAUGCCACUGACGUAGGACUUAUUUCUAUUGCUUCUACCUGUCCAUUUUUGUCUGCAAUCAGUUUAUGGAAUUGUUAUUCUGUUAGCGAUGGUGGAUUGGAAAUCUUAACAAAAUCAUGUAAAUCCUUAAAAGAAGUGUAUCUUGGAGGUUGCGAGAACAUAACCGACAAGGGGAUUUUGUCUCUCAACCAAAAUUGUCGUCAACUUAGAACACUUCAAAUAUCUUGGUGUCAAAAAAUUCAUGGUGUUGGCUUGCAAGGGAUAUCUCCUACCUUAACUUGUCUAGAAUUUAAAAACUAUGUGUGGGAUCCAGUUCUUUAUAGAAUUUUUAGUGAAGGGUCCCUCGAGUAUCUAAGCAUUUGCAUUUCCGUUCCUUAUGACUCGUACUUAAGACAGGCGGAAAUUGAUUUAGGAUUUGCUUCAAAUCUUAAAAUCCUCGACUUUAGAAACUGCAAGCGCGUUGGGGAUAACACGAUUAAGAAAAUCUCAAUGGGGUGUCCAAUGCUGAAAGAGUGGAACUUAUCAUUUUGUGAUAAUGUUCGGCUACCAGGUUGGGAGUGGAUUGGUUUUUACUGUCAAAGUUUGGAGAGACUUCAUGUGCACAACUGUCGAAAUUUCUGUGAUCAAGGAUUACUUGCUUUGGGUAAUGGCUGCCGACUCCUAUCAGUCAUAUACAUGAGUGAUUGCCGCCAAAUCACUCCAUCUGGGAUUCAAGCUUUCAAGACACAGAGAGAGGAUGUGGAGAUCAGCGAUAUACAACUCACAACAAUUGCACCCAGUUGGGCAUUUACGUUUAGGGGGCAGGAAAAUCAAUUGAAGCUUAAAGAUUCCCCGCUAUGAUUUCUUAUUCUGAGUUGUGUAAGUUUGAUAAAUUCAUGUAUUUCCAAGAAUUUGAACUUCAGAACCCAUAUGCCUACUUUUAGAUUGUAAUAAGUGUCAAUUUGCGAUGGAGUUAAACGUUUGGAACUCAGAUUCUAACGUUCACGUUUAAUGUACUCUCGUUCUACCUUUGACAAUAUGAUAUCGUGUCUUGGAAA
This is a messenger RNA of Erigeron canadensis, 1238 nucleotides long. Its product is annotated as F-box/LRR-repeat protein 12-like. The coding region runs from base 1 to 1041 and encodes 346 amino acids. NCBI's taxonomy places the organism in Eukaryota, Viridiplantae, Streptophyta, Magnoliopsida, Asterales, Asteraceae. The record is from RefSeq and is a predicted model, not a curated record. Gene Ontology annotation, cellular component: SCF ubiquitin ligase complex. The transcript is spliced from 2 exons. Gene Ontology annotation, molecular function: protein binding. Gene Ontology annotation, biological process: SCF-dependent proteasomal ubiquitin-dependent protein catabolic process.